GGCCUAAUGAUGAUCAGUCUGCUAACUCUUCCGAGAGGACUCAGACUGCUGAGGGCCACCCUAUCAAUGCUGAGGACACUGCCGAUGAACCAUCAAGCCAGGCCCCUUCAAAUAAGGCUGGUGGUGAGGCCUCCGAUAGCAUGGCCAAGGGAAAUGAACGGAAUGAUGAUGAUGAUGAUGCAGAUGAUGAUGAUGACAUGGAGAGAGUCCUGAUGAGCAACAGGAAAAGAGCUAGAAAGAGAGCCAUUUCGAUAGACUUCGACUCCUCAUCGGACAAUGAAGAGGCUGCUCACAUGUCCCGACCACUUAAGGGCAUUGUCAUCAGUGAGCAGCGCUCAAAGCAGAAAAGUGACAAAUCUGCAUCAUCACAGCCUAAGAAGAGGCUAAGAAAGAAGAGUGCAGUGGAAGAGGAGCUGGCACUGUACGAUGACUGCGACACAUUCCUCACUAUAGACCGAACCACGCCCCUAGGAGCAGGAGCUGACCUUUUCAGUUCCCGGGUAGAAGUCGCAGCAUCCGGUUCAACUGCGCAUGCACAGCCAUCUCCCAGCCACUCUCCAGCCUCCCAACAGGCUGGAGUUUCAAUAACUCAAGGGGAAUGCAUACCGACCUCGCUGGUUCCCUCCGAAUCAGUUGAGAGACUUAGUGGUCAACAACCCCGGACCACUACCCCCAUUCGUUCUAUCACAUGGAGUCUAGGUGUCACCAUUCCUACAUUUUCACAUUUCUCUAGGACACCUACACUAUUCACUGCACAUACAGGUGCACUCACCCUGAAUGCAACGACCGGAGUGCAAACUAUGAUGGUCGGAAGCCCUGCUACGCCAACAAUGCCUCGAUCAUUGAACGCAUGCCACACAUCAGCUAUCUUCACUGAUGCUGUGACAACAGUUACAACCCCUGUAACUGGUACCACCAUUCCCGAAGACAUUCUCGUAUAUCUGAACAGCUUUCUAGAGUCUACCAUUAACCCAUGGGUGCAUGAAGCAAUAACCGCUAAUGCACAAGACUCUGGAAGUACCCCAGUUGUUCAGGAUAUACCACCCAAACCUCAAACAACACAGCCCCCAACCAUUUCCAUUCCUACUUCCAAACCCUUAGCCAUAGAAAACCAACAACCAUCCACAUCAAGGGGAACCCAGGAUACAGAACUAGUAUUCUCCCCUACAACGACCAAACCCAAUCUAACAACCGUACCCUUCGAGGAUCUUGUAGCUGAGAUCUACGACCGUAUACUAGACGUGGAAGAAGGCAACCUCACCCCUCUUCAAAAAUCCCUUCUCCAUGCUCUAGAUACACAGAACACAUGCCGUGACAGUCUCCGUGGCGCUAAACGUUCACAUGAGGAUCCCGAUGAUUCGGAUUCUCAUGAGGGGGAGAACAAGCGCCAGCGGAUACUUGAGCAUGUUGCUUCUACUAGCCAACCCUCAAAACCAAACCAACCCUCCACCUCUACCAACGAGCAACCCACUACUUCAGCUAGCCAUAAAUCCCUAGCCACUCUCUCUAGCAUGGUCGAGCUAGACAUAACAUCUCGAGGCGCAUCUCCUAUAGAUGUUGACCAAGGACGGAAUGGAAGUCCUGAUGAUGCUACCACGAGUACAUCUUCCUACUCAGGCCAUCAGCUAGAACCUAGUUCGAAACUGAUGUCAACGGGCAAUCCUGAGGAUCCCGGUGUUUCACACGACAAGUCACCUUCGACACAGCAACAAGCUCCCUCUGAACCCUCUGCCAAUCCAAUACAAGAUGAACUUGAAGAUCUUCUAGUUCAUGAUCAAUGGCCCCACAAGUGGACAGAGUGGGAUGAUCUUAGAGUGGAAGCCGAUCAGUACGAAAAUGUGUCGAAGCUGGCAUCUCAGAGAGUUCCUCAACAAAUACCAUGCAAUGAUGAUAGGGCUCGAUAAAGAUGAACUCAAGGAAGGAGAGAUUCAAAAAGAAAACCCCACGGAACCAGAACCAGCUAAGAAAAAAUGGGAAAUCAUAAGAAUCAAAGCCCCCUUUCUAGAAGAAAUCCGAGAGAGAAUUUGGCGACGACCAGAAAAGGUCAAGCAGUUCAAUGAAUUAAAAAUGCGAGGAAUCAAUCACCUGAAAGGAAAAUACAGAGGAGGAAACCUAUAUAUGCUAGGACACAGAUCCACAGGGGAACGUCGACAAGUUCUAAAUCACAAUCUUGCAACAAGUGGAUGUCCCAUAAUAAAAAUCAUGGAGAUCACUGAAGAUUACUUGGAGACAAUUAAGUUCAUGAUCUUUCGUCUACGACGUACUGAUGGCUCGGAGUUCACCUGUCAAGAGAAUGACUUCUUUCUACUACACAUGGAUGACAUUUAUCAAAUGUUCAUGAGAUGCAGGGAGCUUCCAGUUCACAAAGACAGACUUGCUAAAGAAGGCUUCGAAGCUAUAAAAAGAUUCAUGACAAGACAAGUUCGGUUCUACGCCUCUCAUGACCUCCAGAUGACCCUAGAGCACAACUAUCCAAAGGCAAACCUUACAAGACCGGACUUGAGUAGACCUGGGCUUGAAUCCUUUGAAGCAUAUCAUAUCUUUGACAACCCAGUCUCUGUCAUCUAUCUGAAUCAUAACAACGAAAAGCGUCUAAUGUUCGUGGAUGAAAUUAACAAGUAUUGUGACGGAACUCUGAAGAUCAUCCAGGAGCAGCUCCGAUCAAAGAAACAAGAACUUGGACAAAAAUCGACCGAAGCCACUGAAGAAGACCAGAAGGAAUUACACAGAAUUGACAACAUCCUACAGGCUAUCAAGAAUCAACUGGAUAGAAGAAAUUCACUAAGAAAUUAUGAGCAUGCACUUAAUCUCAGAAAGAACUAUUACAAAGCUCAGAAGUGAAGAAACCCAGCAAGACGGCACUUGACCACAAAGGGGGAGAUUGUUAGAACUUUUAUUGUGGGUCAAGUUUGUCUGUAAUGUCUUGUUUAAUAAAGUAGACUAGUUAUACCAUUUAUGGUAUUAGAUUAGUAAUUAUAAUGUAAUAAAUAAGGUAAAGGGAAUAAGGCCCAAAAAGGCCUUGGCCCAACUUCCAAGGUUUACCUAAAUCGGUAACCUGUACAGCGCCUAUAAAUAUGCGCCUUGUGUACAGGUACCAAAAUCGAUCAAUACACAUUUAGCCUUACGCUGCCCAAAAUAGUUCUCGAUACAUCAGAAAGAAGAAUUCCUCUGUUCUCGACAUUGUUUGAUCAUUAUCAGAUCUUCUUUCUUUCUGUUUAUCGAUGAUAUCCAUCUAGCUGGUCGUUAGUCUGCAUAAACUGGGACCAACAACGAUUUUCUGUGUUUCUUGUGUUGUUAAUUAUGUAUAUAGUGUUGAUUCAGUUGUAUAAUGUUGAUAAAGAUUGUAUGUGGUAUUGUGUACUCAGAUGCAUCCUAGAAAAAGGAGUGGAAAAUCUAAGAAAAAGCAGACUCAUGCAAGUGAUGAUAUACAUGAUGGUGUUGGGGAUAAGAGAGCUUCUAAUGUCCAACCAUUUGAUGAAGCCAAUCUAGUAGAUAUUAACAUGGUUUGUGCAGAGGAUUCAUCAUUUGGAAGUGACGUGCCUAUUGUUGUGUCUGUAGAGGAGAUUGGUAUGUUCACACAACCGACACAAGACACCCAAGGCACUACUAUGGUCACUAAAGAAGGGCAAGAGGGUGAACUUCUGAAUCAGCAAGAGAGUGAAGAAGAGUGUGAAGAAGUGAAUCAAGAAGAGAGUGAAAAAGAGAGUCCAGAAGAGAGUGAACAAGACUACAAGAGAAUCAAGAAGAGAUUGAAGAAGAGAAUCCAGAAGAAAUUGAAGCAGAGAAUCCAGAAGAGAUUGAAGAAGAGAGGCAAAAAGGGAUUGAAGAAUAGAAGCAAGAUCAAAGUCAUGAAGAGAUUGAAGAGGAGAGGCAUGAGGUUCAAACGAGGACUACACAUGGGAUCAGGAUUAGCUUUGGGCCACCCCCUUGUGUAAAACCCAAACUGAAAAAGCUAGAAGUAAAAAAAGGACCAAGAUAUGCCACUAGAUAAAAAACAACAUUCAAAUCUGUUUUCUUUGGGAAUGAUGAUGUCCCAAUUGACUUAGAGUAGGGGUUGAUGAACUUCAUGUAAUGGUUGAUGCCCCAUUUUGUUUUCUGACUUAGACUAAUGGUUCAUGCCCCAAUCUGUUUUCUUUGAGAAUUAUGAUGCCCCAAUAUUUUUGGUGUUAUGUAUUGCUGUUAAACACUUAUACAUUUGGCCUCUUAAUGGUUGUAAUUUGGUUGUCAUGUAUGAGGUACAUGUUUUUGUUAGAUGUUUGUGUAGGGUGA
Messenger RNA from Cuscuta epithymum, 4269 nucleotides. Lineage: Eukaryota; Viridiplantae; Streptophyta; Magnoliopsida; Solanales; Convolvulaceae. The record is from the annotation of a GenBank genome assembly.